This is a messenger RNA of Cryptococcus amylolentus CBS 6039, 1563 nucleotides long. RefSeq lists its product as hypothetical. The transcript is spliced from 10 exons. Gene Ontology annotation, molecular function: transmembrane transporter activity. The coding region runs from base 1 to 1563 and encodes 520 amino acids. Gene Ontology annotation, biological process: transmembrane transport. Lineage: Eukaryota; Fungi; Basidiomycota; Tremellomycetes; Tremellales; Cryptococcaceae. The record is from RefSeq and is a predicted model, not a curated record.
AUGGCGACCCAACAAAAUUUCGAGCAGCCUGUUCAGAGGAGCGGCGAGUCCGCCCUGUCACUAAGCAUCGGCCCGUCAACGCCCUUGCCAGAGCCCCAAGCAGCACCAUGGGGAGCAAAGUGGCGGAGUUCUUCCUGGUUCAUCACUCUAGUGGUGGCUCUCGGUACAUCGACCGACAUCUUGACAUAUACCAUCGUUGUACCCGUCCUGCCGUAUCGAUUACAAGAAAUGGGAUACACCAAUGUGUCUGGCCUGACUGCCUGGCUUCUAUUCGCCUACUCUGCCGGCAUAUUCGUCUUCACCUUCCCAAUCGCCUAUUUUUUCCACAGACACCCGUACCGCCGAGCGCCUCUGGUUGCUGCAGUCAUAGUAUUGGAGCUUUCACUGGUGCUUUUCAUGCUAGCCAAGCCUUACUGGACUAUGGUCGUCAGCAGAUUCUUGCAAGGCGCCGCCUCAACGGUCGUAUGGUCGGUUGGCUUUGCUCUAAUAUGUGAGAAUGUCGAAGAGGAGAACGUUGGCCGACAAAUAGGGUUCGCGAUGGCCGGUGUGUCAAUUGGCUCGACUAUCGCUCCGCCUAUAGGAGGCGCAUUAUACGACAGCUUGGGCUGGCAUGCCCCCUUCGUCUUUUGUAUCAUUGUCUGCGCAAUCGAUCUCAUCCUUCGACUUUUUGUCUUGGAGAGAGCAGACAUUCGCAGAUUUCAUGAAAAGCGACUUGGUCUGGAAGCUGGCGCUUUGAAACCAAGGAUUGUCGAUGGAGAGGUUGUCACACCCAAACAUGUGUCACUUCCGGACAACAGCUUUAUGCAGUUGACAACGGCCGAGAAGGAAAAGCUUUCUGGCGUUGAACUCACCCCGUGGCAAGUACUCGUUGCGCUGGGUCGCUCAGGCAGGGGCAUGACCUCGUUAUUGACAAUGUUUUGCUAUGGCUUGAUUAUGGGAUCCACUGAACCUACAUUGACCCUUCGAGUUCAGAGCCUGUGGGACAAAAGCUCGGACUUCGUUGGUCUAGUAUAUCUAGCCGCAGCUGCCCCCACCUUCUUCUGCGGCCCAAUAGUAGGCGCGCUUGCAGACAAAUAUGGGGCAGAAUGGAUCAUGGUACCCUCCAUGAUUUUCACCCUCCCUUGGCUACCUCUACUCUUAUUAAAGAAGAGCUUGGCCGGCUUUAUUGUCUUCUUUGCCUUUGCCAAUCUCUGGGUCAGUGCUGCCAUGUCUCCGACAGGUCUUGAAGUCACGAUGGUCUCCAGGAGCGUUCCAGGCAUCAGCGAAAUACACCAAUUCUCUGCCAUGAACAUUGCUUUUGCUAUCUCCACUGCGAUCGGCACUAUCGCCGGCGGACAGAUGUACGAUCACCUCCAGAAUGGAUGGGCAGCCGUCAUUUGGUUUUCGUUUGCUUCGGCGGUUGCCAUAAUACCCCUGCAGUUCUUCUUUUCAGGCAACAUCUCCCUAUAUAGGAGGCUGUUUGACCGCAAGGCGGUAAGGGAGAGUGACAUAGAGGAGAGGGAUAGUGCGGCCAACGAUGGGGGUCGAGACAAGGAGGUGGCGAACGGGCAACUGUCGCCUUAA